Mobula hypostoma (lesser devil ray) is the source of this 6590-nucleotide messenger RNA. RefSeq names its product RNA-binding protein 43-like. The record is from RefSeq and is a predicted model, not a curated record. The transcript is spliced from 4 exons. Lineage: Eukaryota; Metazoa; Chordata; Chondrichthyes; Myliobatiformes; Myliobatidae. The coding region runs from base 195 to 1574 and encodes 459 amino acids.
ACGCGCUGCGCUCGCAACCUGUUCACGCACGGCGCUGUUUCUUUCUCGCCGCCCGACUCGGGCACCGCACAGGGGGCGGGACAGGAGCAGCGCUCGGCCGGUCACCGCGGACAGAGACUCCCCCUGUCUCCGCCUUGGCGUUCGGGUUCGGUGGCGGGGGCCAGUUCAGUCGGGCCCGACCGCAGCACCGCUGGAUGCUCCAAGCCUCUCUGAAAAUGGAGUCAGACUGGGCAGAGAGGACCAUUGCUGUGUCGGGCUUCCCUGAUGAUAAGUUCUCUGACGCAAUCAUGACUGACAAACUCACCAUUCAUUUCUUAAGGCCGAGGAAUGGGGGUGGUGAGGUGGAAGAUGUCAUCUAUCCAACUGAUAUCCCUGGUGUUGCUUAUGUUAUAUUUGAAAAGAAGGAAGUUAUGGAUAGCGUCCUGGGACGUGAUCAGCAUGUGUUCGAAGACAAACUGCUCCAAAAGAAAUAUCCAUUGAAAAUCGCACAGAAAAGCCCGGAUGUCUUUUCAGCUGUCGCAGUUGAUGUGGACUUCUCAAUGUUUGAGAACAGUUCGAAAGUGGAAGAUGUUUGUAGAGCAUUUAGAAGCAACAACAGAAACUUACAGUUUUCUCAGAGGCACGAUGGAAAGCUUCAUGUUUCGGGCUCCUUCUCUGCGUUGAAAGAACUUAGAAAAGAACUUCAUAAAACAAUAGGUGAACGCCGAGGAAUUAAUUUCCAAGACUCCACAAUGAAAGCUGGAAUAGAUGACUCAGAAGGGAAGUCUGGAAUGUCUCCGCAUAAUUAUGCAACAUGGUCAGUCCAUCAACAGUAUACAGCAUCACCGAAUUAUGGAGACAGGGAUACCUUGGAUCCUGCUGAAUUCCAGGAGGAAUCAACGAUUAUUCUAGAUGCAGAUAUUUUUUCAUACAUUGAUAAGAUUUGUAAAAAGCAGUAUGAACAGUUACUUAGUGUUAAUUGUGUGAAUGCCAAACCAGUAAACCACGAUAAUAUAACAUUUCUCCACCUAUUUGAACCUAGUAGAUUGAAACCAUCUGAUCUGAAACUGGCAAAGUACGAAUUGGAAAUGCUCAUCAGCAAAAUGCAGAAAAUCCUAGUGAUUGAGAGAAUAAGACUGGACGGAGACAGACUGAAGAGCAAGACAUUAACGGCAUGUAAAACAAUCAUGCAGACCUUCGAUGCUGUUCUUGUUCGCUUCAGUGAUGAUUAUGUGACACUUAUAGGAAACCAAGAUGAUUGCAAACAAUUCAUAAGGAAGGUGGAUGAGAUGGUGCGGUCAGAUCUUAAUCGAGCACCAUAUGUAUACCCAAGUCACCUGACAUCAACUGAAAGCAUGCAUCAGUUUGCUCAGAGUAUGGGUUCAGACUCUGCACGUGCAUCGAAUGUGCGCAGGCCCUUUGACAGCACCCUGCCAUGCAACUUCAAUGGACAUAUGACGGACCAGAGUGGCAGGUUCCAACGUCCCAAGAGUGUUCCUCAUGGGAAGCAGGAAAGUUCGUCUGAUUGUGCAGGUGCAUCAUUACCCAGUGAAUGCCACAGAAAACAGACGGUCAAGAACAGUUCUAAGGUCUGAUCGACCAGUGUGCACUACUGAGCGAGUGGCAGUCAUUUCUUUGAUUGGGUAAACUGCAGGUUAAUUUUGUGUUUGUGGAUGGCAUAAUUUUUCUAAAAUACAUGGGGGGAGGAAAAAAGAUAAUUCAUUUGCAAUUGUUAUUUUCUCAGCCUGGUGCACCACAUGCCAGUUUCAAUGCAUGCAUUGUGAACUCAGUCCAUUUCACCUUUCUGUCUGUCUCCAUCUCAGGAGACAGAUUAUCAACCGACACCAACUGCAAAUCCACUGACUACGCCUCUUCCCACCCAGUUGCUUGUAAUGAUGCUAUUCCCCUCUCUCAGUUCCUCUGCUUUCACAGCGUUUGUUCUUAGGAUGAGCUGUUCCAUUCCAGGACAUCCAAACCUUUUUUUUUCCAGAAAAUGGGAUUUCUCUUCCACUAUUAUCAGUGGUGCCCUCACCCAUAUCUCCUCCAUUUUCUGCAUGUCUGCCCUCACCCCAUUAACUCUUCCCAAUGUAAUAGUGAUUGAGUUCCUCCUGUCCUCACCUACCACCCCACAGCUAAUCAUACAUCGCAAACUCUGCCAUCUCCAGUGGGUUCCCAACCCCCCCCCACUCUGCUUUCCACACAAAUCGUGCUUGUCAUAAUUCUCUUGUACUCGCGUUCCUCCUCACCGACCUCUUCCAGGCAUUUAUCCCUGCAACUCUGCUAAGUGCUACACCUGCCCCUACACCUCCCUCUCACCACUGUUCUGGCCCCUAGACAGUCCUUCUAGGUGAGGCGGUACUUCCCCUGCGAGUCUCUUAUUUUGUGUAGUUUAUUGAAUCUGGUGCUGCAGACAUGGCCACCUCUACAUCAGUGAGAACUGAUGCAGAUUGGGGGUUUGCUUUGUCAGUCAUCUUCGCUCCACCCACAGCAACAGCCAGGAUAUCCAGUUGCCCACCCAUUACAAUUCCGCUUCCCAUUCCCACACUGACGUGCCUGUUCUUGGCCUGCUGUGCUGCCGCAAUGAGUCAGGUGCUGGUUGGAGGAGCAGCACUUCAUAUUCCAUCUUGGUAGUCUGCAACUUGACAGAAUCAGCAUUGAUUUCUCGUAACUUCUAGUAACCACUCCCCUUUUUUCCUUCCCCAUGUGCACCCUUUUAUUUCCCCUCACUCCAAUGGAUUGCUCAUCCGUUCUCCUCUCCUGCUCUCACAAGCUGCAUGUCUCAUCAUCAUCUUCCCUCCAUGCCAUCGUUUGCAGUCCUUUCCUAUCAGAUUCCUCCUUGUUCAUUUCUUUGCUUCUUCUACCUCUGACCUCCUAGCUUCUCACAUCAUUCUCUUUCAUACCUCAACCCACCUACUGUAACCCUCUCACCUGGACUCACCUAUCACCUGUCAGCUUGUGCUCCUCUUCCCCCACCCUACUUUUUUAAUUUAUUUGGGUUUUCUGUCGCCUACCUUUCCAGUCCUGAUGAAGGGCCUCUGCCCAAAAUGUCAACUGUUCAUUUCCCUCCAUAGAUGCUACUUCACCCGCUGAGUUCCUCCAGCACGUGUGUGUUGCUCAUGAUUUCCAGCAUCUGCAGAACUUAUUGCCUUCAUAGUUAUAUUCCAAAAUGGGUUAGGAAGCUGACACUUCUAUGUAGAAGCUGUGCGACUUGUUGACAACUGGCAAUCUUGGAUCUGGUGUAACACACACAGUAGGUCAGGCAUCAUCUAUAUACGACCCCUCCAUUGGCUAGGGUCGACCAUGGAUGUGACGUCCCUGCUAUCUACGUGAUACACAAGCCAGGGCAGUUCAAUAUGGAGAGCAAGCUGUUGCCCAUGUAGCAAGCUCCCCUUCUCCACGAGGCUGAUGAAUACAAAGGAACGGCAGAGACCGAUACAGUUUGGCACCAGCAGAGUCACAGGAGUUGCCAGUCCACAUGGCACUCAGUGUAGGAUUGUCUUAGGGACUCCAGCUCUGGAUUUCCCCUUGGGGUUUACUCCUGAAGCCUUCCCUUCCCCGUAAGUGGGUAUAGAUGCAAGGCAGCAGAGGCCGAGUUUUUCUUCUCCAGGAUGAGCUACCAAUUAUGACUGACAAGCCCCAUCUGCCCAAAGUGACUGGUUUUAAGGCACCAGUAACCCAUAUCUGCCCCUUCUCCUGUCUGUGGAAAUGGUUCUGCCAGACUUAGCAGCUAAGACACAUGUGAAGACCAGGAGCUGGACUUGGUGGUCAGAGGCAUUUUGAGGUGGACACCAUGGGAGCAUUUAAUAGGUAGUGAGAGCUUGUUCCCUUUACCCUCCCUGGCUUUAACAACUUCAAGGAACCAGGUAGAUUUAUGGAGAGGAAUAAACAGUUGCCCUUUCGGCAUAAGACCCUUCAUCAGAAUAUUGCUGAGUUCCUCCAGCAUUCUGUGUGUGUGUUACUCUGGACUUACAGCAUCUGCAGAAUCUCUUCUGUUUUUAUCUUACAGCUGCUGCACUAUGUCCCUUGUACAAAUGGAUCGUCCAAUAUGGGUUUACAAUGAAUUUACUUUAUCUCAAGUUGCCCACUGUGUAUUGUAAUUUCCAACACUAGGGUUUCGAGAAACUGCAAACGUUUUCUGAAUUGUAAUGAGAUUAUAAUUCUAAAAGUAGAAAAUCAUUUGCAAUCUGCACCUUUAAAAAAGAAAAUAGUUGUACAUAUUGUUUCUAGAUUCAGAGUGCUUAUUAUUAGGAACAUACUCUUCUUAGGCUUCCAGCCGGCUACAGGUAUUGGCUUUGACGACAAACUCUGCCAUUUUCAUUAGGGAUGAUGCCUAGGUAUGUCUUAUCCCCAUCCUUCAUCCUUCCUUGUUGGAUAGUCCUCAUGCAGUCAGGUUUCCACUGUCCCACCUUGUUUACAGAUGAAUUUCAGUUCUUACUUAGAGUGAGCUCUUCGUUAAAAUUCUUUUCUUCUAGUUUUAUUUAAAUGGCUUCCUUCAGCAGGCCAUCCCAAAUGCCACUGGCGUGGCACAGUAGUUUUGUGCCAUCAAAGUCAAUCCUAAUGCAAUGUUUUACUACCACCGAUUUCUCUGGGUAACCCAAAAGGAUACACCUCCUGUGCUCCUUAAUGUGGGUUUCCACCGUGCUGAUCUACACUGCUCCGCAUUCACGGGGAAUCCUGCAAACGCAAGCUGACCUGAGUCCCAGGUCAUUUUUGACCUGCAUGAGCUAUGAUUUGAGCUUCUUUACAGGUUUGUGGCUGGUAUUAAUCUGGAACUUCUUCAGGCUCCUGGCAAUCCUUCCAGAAACUGGAAAUAUAAGCUGGAGCAACGGGUUCCUCCUCAUUGUUAAGUUUCCUGUUUUUUUUCCCCGUUGGCCCUUUUAAGAACCCAAUUGAUUUCCUUCACCUUGUAACCAUUCUGAGGGAACAGAAUACCAGCAGACUAGACAUGCCCAGGCAUCAUCCCUGAUGAAGAUGGCAGAGUUACAUUGGUUAAAGUUAAUACCUGUAUCCAGCUGGAAACCCAAGAAGAGUUUAUUUGUCAUAAAUGCUGGGAAUGCACUAGAUCCUUUUUUGCUUAUUAUUACUUUAAAUAAAUUCACAGUCUUAUACUUUGCUUGCAACGUAUUUUUGUAAUUGGUAACAUCCAAGCAUAAUAGGAAGGAAAUCUUAUUAAUAAUUUAAUUUUAAGAUUGAAACCUGAUUUUGAUUUUUGAUUUGAAGCCAGACCAGUGGGAAUUCCAUGUUAUGUAAAUUUCCUCAUGUGGUAGUGAUUGUGCAAUGAUUAGAAAGGAAUAUUUUAUAAAUAUUUAAAUAUGAAAUGUUUUGUAAUUGUUGAACUAAAUUUCCCUAAUAAGGAAAAUAAUGCUCACUUUAAAUGGCAGGUUUCAUUAUGGAAGACGUUCAUUAUCGUUAUGGGGGUGUGAAAUCAAGAAUCUGUAUUUGUAAUCUAAUGAACCAUAAAAUAUCAUAUAAAGGUUUUAUCAGUGCUCAGUGUUGUGUGUUCCAUUGUGGCAGUUUAUUCAAAUUCAUUAUUAGAUUAACUGUGUGGCAGUCAUGCCCACAAUAGCAGAGUGGUUAUCACAAUGCUUUAUAGUGUCAGCGACCUGGGUUCAAUUCCCACCGUUGCCUGUAAGGAGUUUGUAUGUUCUCUCUGUGACCUUAUGAGUUUGCUCCCACAGUCCUAAGACGUGCCAGUUGGUAGGUUAAUUGGUCAUUGUAAAUUGUCCCAUGAUUAGGCUAGGGUUAAAUUGGGGGUUGUUUGGCGACAUGGCCUGAAGGGCCUAUUCCAUGCUGUAUCUCAAUAACUGAUAUUAAAAAAUCUGGCAUGGCCUUGGGAAGACCAGAUUGAGGGUAAGAAAGCCAAAUACCAGAGCUGGUGGAACAGUACCAGAGACGGGUGGAGAGCACAAUGCAAGUCUAUCGAGGUGGUUUGUAGAGGUUUUGCUGGCCACCAUUCCCCAAUCUCCACAUACAUUCUUUUUAGCUGAACACAUGUAGACAGCUUUGGUUGUGCAGUUUGUUUUCUGUCCUAGCCCUACAUAAUUUAUUUAUAGUUUAGUUAAUCAAUUAAACCUUUGAGUACUUUUGAUUGAAUACAUGGAACUUUUUAAUUUUUCAUAUUCCUCGUUUGUAAUUGGAUCUGUUAAAUCCAUCAGUUCACAAGGACACAUUUGUAUUUGCAAAACAAAACUAUUGAUCAGAAUCAGGUUUAAUAUCACCUGCAUAUGUUGUGAAAUUCAUUGACUGCAGCAGCAGUACAAUGCUGUUAAGAGUGAUUUUUGUGUUUAGGACACACACAUUUAGAAGUUGGCUUUGGCUACCAGUCUUCACAUCUGAAUAUAUAUUGUGGAUUUAAUUUGGUGUGCAGCUCUGAACAAUGAGUUCUUAAAAGCUGUGAAUCUCAGACCAGAUAAUGCUGAUUAAAAUUCAUUUGGAUGUCUGUGGUGUGGAUGUGAAUCAGGAGGUGUGAGGAUUAUAUGUUGUUUGAAAGAAAGCAUUAUCAAUACAUUGUAUAUAUGGAAUUGCCCCUUGAUGUUUGGCACAUAAAAUAUGGAGCCCCACGUUGAGGCAGCGAGACCUUUUGACCAGAAACGCCUCCUUAUGGUGCUGCU